CAAGAAGACCCCCUCUAUACGCCGAGACGAAGGUCAAUUAUACAAUUACAAUGUCAGACGAUACACGAGUCUACCUCUACACCUCUCUCGCUGGUGGCUCCACCCAGCUCACGACAGCGACGACCCGAAUCGCGUCCAUCCUCGACUCUCAUAAGAUAGCAUACACCGCCGUCGACCUCGCAACAGGCGACGAAAUCCACAAACGGAUCUGGCAGCGGAAAACAAGCGGCAAGAAGUUACCAGGCGUCGUAGUAUGGACGAAAACGAUCGAAGGAAUUCAGGGCGAGGGAAGGGGUGAGGUGGAGGGUAUGGACGUACAUGUAUGCCUCACAACCGAGGAAUUGGAGGAUGCGAACGAGGGUGGGCCGGCUGAGAUCAAGAGUGAGCUUGGGUUGAAUGCUUAAAGAAGAAGAUUGUGAAGGAGCAGGUGUAUGCUAUGGAUACUAUCGAG
Molecule: messenger RNA, 451 nt
Organism: Saitoella complicata NRRL Y-17804
Lineage: Eukaryota; Fungi; Ascomycota; Saitoellomycetes; Saitoellales; Saitoellaceae
Exons: 3
Coding region: 51-404 (117 amino acids)
Source: RefSeq, a predicted model, not a curated record